This is a messenger RNA of Trichoderma breve, 1638 nucleotides long. Its product is annotated as glycosyl hydrolases family 43 domain-containing protein. Bases 1 to 1638 code for a protein of 545 amino acids. Gene Ontology annotation, molecular function: hydrolase activity, hydrolyzing O-glycosyl compounds. The record is from RefSeq and is a predicted model, not a curated record. Gene Ontology annotation, biological process: carbohydrate metabolic process. NCBI's taxonomy places the organism in Eukaryota, Fungi, Ascomycota, Sordariomycetes, Hypocreales, Hypocreaceae. The transcript is spliced from 6 exons.
AUGCGGGGAAAUAAUAUCUUCUUCGGAAUUUGGCUUACAAUAGCUAGUCUCUCUAAAGCAAUUCACAAUCCGAUCAUAUCAGGAUGGAAUCCCGAUCCCUCGAUUCUUCGGGUUCAAGAUGACUACUACAUAGCUACAUCUAGCUUCGAGUAUUUCCCGGGAAUUCCCAUCUACAAAAGCCGUGACCUGUCCAAUUGGACACUAAUAUCACAUGCUUUUACACAACCUGACCAACUACAGCUCUAUGGCACGCCCACAGGAGCAGGAGCCUGGGCGCCCUCAUUGGCUCAUUUUGACGGAAAAUUCUGGAUUGCUUCCAUGACGCGUUGGACAUACGAUCCAGUCGCCCGAGUGUGGCCACGUGUAUUCUUUGCGUCGUCUAUCGACUUGAUUCACUGGUCUGAGCCUACCUGGGCUGAUCCGUGGGGCAUUGACCCAGAACUAUUCAGAGAUCCCGUUUCGAAAAAGACGUACCUGAAUCUUAUGGCACCGAAUAACAACCAAGACCGACUCUGGGGUAUUUACCAAUGCGAGAUCAGUCUGAAAGACGGGAGCUGUAGUGGGCAGUAUCGGAGUUUGUGGAACGGUACCUUGGCCCACAAUGCUACAGCUCGGCCGGAAGGGCCAAAGAUGACAUUUAAAGAUGGCUGGUAUUACCUCUUGAUCGCGGAAGGUGGAACUGAUGAUCUGCACCGCUCGACUAUCGCCAGGAGCAGGUCGCCGGAAGGCCCCUUUAAGGCUGGACCGAACAAUCCUCUUCUGUUCAAUGGAGCGUAUGGGUUCGAUAAUCUGACGGUGCAAUCUACGGGACAUGCUACCAUGGUAGAAACCCCAGCUGGUGAAUGGUAUGCAGCUUUCUUGGCUCGCAGGAAGAUAAAUGGAAGCUCUCCACUGGGACGAGAAACUUUCCUCACAAGUGUCACCUGGAAAGAUGGAUGGCCAAUAUUCAACGACGGGAAACCGAUUCUCCUGAGCGAAGAAGUUGGGCCGGUAACUGGCAAGCGCCGCAUUCCGCCUCCAUUCGUGGACAACUUUUCUUCUCAGAAGCUAGAUUCUGAAUGGUACCAGCUGAGAACUCCUUAUACUCGCAACUUCAAGGUGCACAAAGGUAGUAUCGAGUUGAGACCAAAUGUGUUUAGCCUUAGCGACAGGGACACACCCGCGGCGCUUCUCCGAAAGCAGAAAUCCCUCAAUAUGACAUUUUCCGCAGAGUUAUUGGGCUUCAAUAAGACGUUGGGACCAAAGAACCAGGUUGGAAUCUCUUCGUAUCUCUCCGAGUUUCAGCACCAGGACAUUGGCUAUCAUCAAAUUCCCCUCAACACCACAAAGCUGACAGAGCCCCUCGUGUUGCACAUUCGCGCCACUCCGCUACUUUACCAACUUGGCUACAGUUUAGGUAAUGCGCUUCAGCCAAAUUACAUAGCGGAGAUUGCCUCGUCUUGGCAGGCAUUCGCACCAGCAAACUAUUUUGUUUUCUCGGGCGCGUCAUUUGCCAUUUUUGCGACGGGACUUGGAGAGCCUUGGCCGUAUGAUGGGCCGGUCGUUGGGUUUAAGAGAGUCACUGAGACGUAUUAUGAAGAGAACAUCCCGGAUCAUGACAUCUGGGACAAGGAACAAUCGGUUGGAACUUGCACGUAA